GAAGCUCGUAGGGCCCGAAGGGGCUGUUUCAGAGUUCUGAGCCGCAAAACCCUCGGAGUCGGUGGCUGUGCAGCUUGGGUGUCCCAUCCUCGGCUUAGGGGCACAGGCUUGCGGGCGGACCUGGGGACGGCCGAGGAGGCAUCGUGUCCUUCCUCCAGGAAGGAAGGAGCUUCCGGAGCUUUCCUGGGAGGCUCGCUAGGGCUGCGGAGAUAACCUGAGACCCUGCAACAGGCUCGGGGGCCCAAGGACCAUCCCAGGCCUUGAAAGAGUUGGUAUCUCUCAGUCACUGCCCUGGAGAGGCAGGUGUUUGACUUCCUGGGCUACCAGUGGGCGCCCAUCCUGGCCAACUUCGCCCACAUCGUCGUCGUCAUCCUGGGACUCUUUGGCACCAUCCAGUACCGGCCGCGCUAUGUGGUGGUGUACAUGGUGUGGGCAGCCAUCUGGGUCACCUGGAACAUCUUCAUCAUCUGCUUCUACCUGGAAGUUGGGGGCCUCUCACAGGACAGCGAGCUACUGACCUUCAGCCUCUCCCAGCAUCGCUCCUGGUGGCGUGAGCACUGGCCAGGGUGUCUGCAUGAGGAGGUGCCGGCAGCUGGCCUCGGGGCCCCCCAUGGCCAGGCCCUGGUGUCAGGUGCCAUCUGUGCCCUGGAGCCCAGCUCUGUGGAGGCCCUACACAGCAGCCUGCAGAUCCUGAUUGCGCUUCUGGGUUUUGUCUGUGGCUGCUACGUGGUCAGCGUGUUUACGGAGGAAGAGGACAGCUUUGAUUUCAUUGGUGGAUUUGAUCCAUUUCCUCUCUACCAUGUCAAUGAAAAGCCAUCCAGCCUCUUGUCCAAGCAGGCGUGCUUGCCUGCGUAAGUGAGGAAAUUGCUGAUCCUGCUCCUGUGGACUCCAGCCUCAGCAACCAACCAGCGACAAUGCCAGGAGCCCCCAGGCCUUGGGACGCACCCCCACCCGGCACCCUCCAGGUGGCCGGCAGCACCUGCCCUGGGUUCUAAGUGCUGGACACCACCCAGGGCGGCAGCCACAGCCGGCUGCAACUUCAAGAGAGUUUGUAAUUUUCUUUCUCUUAAAAAAGAAAGCAAACAAGCAAGCAUACAAAAGAAAAGGCAGAGCCCCACAUGCCCACCGCCUCCGGCAACGUGGGGGACACAGCUCUGCCCCCAGGCCGUCGUCGCGUGGAGGAGCCCCUCUCUCAGGUGCCCAGCUGGGGCCGCUGGACCCUCGGGCUGCAAGCACCGCUGCUGGGGCGCAGCGAGGCGGGAACGGCACAGCACCCCAAGAAGUCAAUGUGAGCCCUGAGACUGUGAGCCCCGAGACCCGGCAAGCGGCGAGGGCCCCCGUUGAACAUGGAGGGUGCCCAACCCCAAACUUGCGCCAGAAGAACCCCCACCGCCGCCAGGAGCUGAGGCUGAUGGAGUCCUGGGGUGUGGGCUGGGCUUGACCAAGAAUGGCAGAGCCAGGCCCCAAGGCAUAGCGCAGGGCAUGUGGUGGUGACAAGGGGGCGGUACCCUUGUAAAGAGGGGUCUUGGGCAAACAGUCCCAAAGGCUCCCCCAGGUAUCAUCAAGUUGGUAAAUAAACAGGAACAUGGCCCUC
This is a messenger RNA of Rhinopithecus roxellana (golden snub-nosed monkey), 1594 nucleotides long. It is a transcript of the gene NKAIN4, whose product is annotated as sodium/potassium transporting ATPase interacting 4. Bases 424 to 855 code for a protein of 143 amino acids. NCBI's taxonomy places the organism in Eukaryota, Metazoa, Chordata, Mammalia, Primates, Cercopithecidae. The record is from RefSeq and is a predicted model, not a curated record. The transcript has 7 exons. Gene Ontology annotation, biological process: regulation of sodium ion transport.